This is a messenger RNA of Pocillopora meandrina, 2638 nucleotides long. Lineage: Eukaryota; Metazoa; Cnidaria; Anthozoa; Scleractinia; Pocilloporidae. The record is from the annotation of a GenBank genome assembly.
AUGGUAAAGGGAAAUUUAAAAGAGGGAAGGAAAGAGAAAAAGAAAGCAAAAAAAUACGAAGGGCAUCGUGAUCAGAAAAGUGUUGCGAUGGCUCGCAAAUUUAGUCAGAGUGAAACUUUGCCGAAAGGGCAGAAACGUGCACGAGAUUCUGACGGAGAGAACUGCCAAAGAGAUAUCUCAAGUAAAGAGGGAAAGAAAAUAAAGAAGGAGACAGUUGUUGAGAGGACAGAAGAGUGCAAUAGCAUAACUGAUAAUUGCCAAUCUAAAGGCGAACAAAAAGAGAGAGUAUCUAAAGGUGAGCUAAAACCCCGUAAAAGAACACAAGAACCCACAAGCUCUGAAAAAAGUAAACAGCGAAAUUUUGGCGAAGAGCAGCUCGUUAGUUUCGGAAAAGAAGACAAGUUUAGGGAAAACAGCGAUCAAGAAAGUCUCGACAAAGAGAAACGAAAGAAAAAUUCACGUGGUAAUGACAAUUAUUCGGCUCAAAAUGAAGAGGAACACGAGAAUAGGGAAAAUUCCAAAGGCAAACAUGAUAAAAAAUUGAAAAAAUCAACUAUCGUUGUUGGGAAGAAAAGGACAAAAAAGAAGCCUGAUGAUAAUGCCUUUUUUGAAGAACAAUAUUCAGGUAACCCGGAAAACAUUCAUGAUAUAAACAUUGAUGAUUGUGAGAUAGAAAGCAAAAAGAAAAAGAAAAAGAGGAAAACAGGAAAUGAGUUACAUUACAUAUUUGAUGCACAAAGUAAUGAAGGACUUCAUGAGGAAAUGUUAGAGACUUGUGAGGAUGCAGUCAAGGAAGAGAUGAAUAAUGAAGGGAAAAAGAAGAAAAAGAAAUCUAAACUAGAGCCGCAAAAGGAAUCAAAAUCUACCCUUCAUCCAGCUAUUGACUACUUGCACACAUGGUUUAACAAUAGGCAACACUGGAACUUUAAGAAAGUUCGUCAAGUGUGGCUUCUGAAGAAUAUGUUUGAUCAAGAGCAGGUCAGUAAAAUUAAUUGAUUAGAUAUUGUUAAACUUGAAAGCACUUUCAAAAGCUUUGAACAGAAAGCACCUAAAAGUUUAAUACUUAAGUGAAGAGGGGUUGAUUUUUAGAGCAGGUAAAAAGCAAAGUUCUCUUACUUGGUAAUAACAAGGAAAUACGAAAAAAAUUUUUUUCCAAUUUGUCUAAGAUCUGCGUGAAUUUCCCUUUUUAGUAGAGAAACAGCUUUGCAAAGGAUAGAUGUUAUUAUAAAUGGUUGAAGCUUCUAAACAAUGGGCUGGUAUAUGGAAAACUAGUAUUAUUAGUAUCUUGCAAUAAUCUCAGUAAAACAAGGGUAAGUUGCUAAAAGUGUUUUACACAGUCUUAGAUUUGGAAGUAGGAGUCUCUGCCUCUCAUGAGUCCUGAUUUUAUUAUUUACCAUCCCUCAUUGUGUAACCCUCUUCAAAAACAUUAAAAAAUUAUUUUAAACAAACAAUUUCAGAUAUGAAAUGAAGUACAAACAAUUUAAACUAAACUAAUCCAACCUUUCUUUAGAUCUCUGAUGAAAACUUUGGCAUUCUGCUGAAAUAUCUCGAGGGACUGGAAGGAGCAGCAAAAGAGAAGACUACAAAGAUAGCAGAGCAAAGGCUCGACUCUGGAGAAGGUUUGUAUAUGAAGACAUUUAUGAUCAGUGAUAUAGUUGGAGAUGGACAUUUAUUGUAUCUGUGAUGUUAAAGGAAGUGACUAAAACCCCUCAGCAUAUUAAGUGUUUGCUGGCAUCUCCCCUCCUCAUUAGGGUGGAUGCUUGUCAUCAUUGUAAUGUAAAAUCUACUAGCUUCCUACCACGAAUGCAGUAACCUGAUUGGCCGCAUUACUGGCUGCAUAUUGCCUGAUAGGCAGUGAACAAAAUUAUUUCGCUAACAUUGUAUAGUUAGCAAAAAAAGAAAAGAAAAUAUGAGCUUGUUGCUAAAAUUUGAAUUAACUAACAGAUUUACUCUGAAACAAUUAUUCUAUUCACUCUUAAUAUCCAUGUAUAAUAGUUGAUUCAGGCCUAACUGUCAUCAGCUAUUUCACGAGAGAAAUCUCUGUUCAGGAAAUGGUCAUUAUUUAUUGUCUAGAGGGGUCAGAGGAUUUUAGUUAGCUCACAAUAAAAUUUGACUGACCCCUCCAUAAGGCUUUGUAGUAUUCUUCUGAUCCCCUCCUCAUUGGCAGUAAAUUGGUGAUCCAUUUUCUAUAGUCCUUCUUUUAUUCUUUGUUGGCAAUGACUAAUCCCCCCUCUGUUUGCACUGAAAACCAUGUGAUCCCCUCUCAAAAUCCUCAAAUCACCCCUUCCCCCUCCCCAUGGACAAUCUAAUCUUAUCAAACCUAACCAAAAGCAGAGAGUUUAAUCCUAUUCUUCAUUGUGUUAGCUUUUCCUUUGGCUCUGGUUCACUACUUUGUGCUAUUUUUCUCUUACAAUGUUAGGGGGAAGUGAACAGGAUACUGUGGUUGAAUCCAGAGUUCGACAAGUGCUUCAAAUGCUGACAGAGUAAAGAAGGGUUUGGGGAGAAGAGGAUAUUUAUUACUUGUGAUGAUUUGUGUUCAACAUUCUUGAUUAAAAUGAUAAAAAAAAAUUAAAUGAAAGAAAAUAAUUUUUCUUAAUAAUGGCUUUUUUAAAGGAGAUCUGCAAGUAACUGAUUUCCC